This is a messenger RNA of Chelmon rostratus (copperband butterflyfish), 1994 nucleotides long. It is a transcript of the gene mybphb, whose product is annotated as myosin binding protein Hb. The record is from RefSeq and is a predicted model, not a curated record. The coding region runs from base 44 to 1609 and encodes 521 amino acids. Gene Ontology annotation, molecular function: protein binding. The transcript has 13 exons. Lineage: Eukaryota; Metazoa; Chordata; Actinopteri; Chaetodontiformes; Chaetodontidae.
UUUAAGGACUUAACCGAGUUGGGAAUUAGCUGCAACCUCCAACAUGCCGUCCAAGCCUGCCCCAAUCAAGAAGGCGGCUAAGAAAGAACCAGCCAAGAAGGAGGAGAAGGCUCCGGAGCCGGCUCCUGAACCAGCUCCUGAACCCGCUCCAGAGGCCGCACCGGCUGAAGCCGCCCCAGCUGAAGCCGCCCCGGCCCCCGCAGAGGGCGAAGCUGCACCUGCUGAGGCGGCCCCUGCCGAGGGAGAGGCCCCGCCAGCUGAGGAGCCCAAACCCCCCACGCCUCCACCCGCAGACGCUGAAGCUGCUGAAGCGCCUGCACCAGAGGAGCCUAAGCCACCCACACCUCCACCACCUCCACCCAAAGAGCCCACAAGCGCUCCACUGGAUCUGUUUGUUGAGGAUAAGAAUGACACUUCCGUUACUAUCAUCUGGAGCCAGCCAGAGGUCGUUGGACCAUCCGGCCUGGAUGGAUACACCAUCGAAGUCUGCAAGGAUGGAACUGAGGACUGGAAAGCAGUCAAUGAGGAUCUGCAGAAGUCCUGCCGCUACAUCAUCAAGAACCAGACCACCGGUGACCGCCUGAAGAUCCGCGUGGUGGCUGUGAAUGCUGGCGGCCGCAGCCCCCCAGUCGCCCUCCCCGAGGCUGUCCUGGUGAAGGAGGUUGCUGAUCGUCCCAAGGUUCGCUUGCCUCGUUUCCUGAGGCAGAGGUACGUCGCUUACGUCGGAGACAAGAUCAACCUGACCAUCCCCUUCACCGGCAAACCCAAACCUGUGGUCACCUGGACAAAGAAUGGUCAGCCCCUGGACACAAAGAGGGUGAACAUCCGCAGCACCGACAGGGACAGCAUCCUGUUCAUCCGUGCCUCCGAGAGAGACGACUCCGGAGUGUACGAGAUGUGCGUGAAGGUGGAGGACUUCGAGGACAAGUCUUCACUCACCCUUCAGAUUGUUGAGCUGCCGGGGCCUCCUGCCAGCGUAAAGAUUGUGGAUACCUGGGGCUUCAAUGUUGCUCUGGAGUGGACUGCACCCAAAGACAGCGGAAACACAGACAUCACAGGUUACACAAUCCAGAAGGCCGACAAAAAGACUGGAGACUGGUUCACUGUGUUGGAGCAUUACCAUAGACUGAAUGCCACCAUCUCUGACCUCAUCAUGGGCAACACCUACAAGUUCAGAGUGUUUUCUGAGAACAAGUGUGGAAUGAGCGAGGACGCUUGUAUCGCAAAGGAGGAGGCCAAGAUCCUGAAGACAGGUAUUGACUACAAGCCUCCUGAGUACAAGGAGCACGACUUCAGCGAGCCACCCAAGUUCACCACUUCUCUGUCUGACAGAGCCACCACCGUCGGCUACAGCACCAAGCUUCUGUGCUCCGUCAGGGGAUCCCCAAAACCCAAGGUUCAAUGGAUGAAGAACCAGAUGAUUAUCGGCGACGACCCCAAGUACAGGCAGAUCUGCGUUCAGGGUAUCUGCUCCCUGGAGAUCCGUAGGCCUGGUAACUUUGACGGAGGUGUGUACUCCUGCAAAGCCAUGAACGAUCACGGAGAAGCAACUGUUAGCUGCAAGCUGGAGGUCAAACAGCCGGUGGUUGCAGAUGCAGACAAGAAAUAGGUCAACAUUCACUUUCUCACAGGAGCAGAUGGAAUGAGACCUUUGCAGCAUAAGGAAGGUGCUGGAUUCCUGAAAGAACAUGUAUAUAUGGCUGGUGACCACACUGCCAAAGGGCUGCUGCCUGUGGCCUCUUGCCGAGUGUUACCCUGUCUUAUGAUGAACAAUUGUUGUCAUGUUACGCCUUCAUCAUUCACUCCAUCAUAUUAAGUCCACAUCCUUGUCCACAAUCAGCUUUUUCCCCAACGAUACUGUCUAUGGUAACUAAAUGAUCAGAUUUCAAACACUGUUCCUCCCUGGUUUUAUCAUCUUGUCAGUGCAACAAGGUGUACACCAAGAACUACAUCUAACAUCUACGUGUUUAUAUCAAUAAAUAAUUUAAUUUCUG